Messenger RNA from Rana temporaria (common frog), 2847 nucleotides. It is a transcript of the gene PI15, whose product is annotated as peptidase inhibitor 15. The transcript is spliced from 6 exons. The record is from RefSeq and is a predicted model, not a curated record. Gene Ontology annotation, cellular component: extracellular region. NCBI's taxonomy places the organism in Eukaryota, Metazoa, Chordata, Amphibia, Anura, Ranidae. The coding region runs from base 199 to 975 and encodes 258 amino acids.
GCCAGAAGUUGCUAGCAAGAGUUUUGCUUUCACUAAAUUUACAACAGGAUAUGUCCUUCCCUUACAAGGCUGUAGACUUCAUAGCAGAGCUAUAGAAAUCUCACUGGUGCAAGACUGACAAACUGCUGAAAGGUUGCAAGAAGCAGUUUAUUCCAAAUCAUUGUGCCUUAUCUGAAGUCUGUGCAUUGCCUUCCAGCCAUGAUUGAGAUGUGCUUUGUGGCUGCAGCCCUUAUUUUCUCUCUCCUCUGUGAAACAUGUGGUUUAGUGUUACCUAAUUCCACAGACUUAUUAUUAUCAGCCAGCAAUUCCACCAUCCUAGAGCCAGAGCUGAUUGCUCAGCUGGACUCAGCAAGUAUCCCCAAGGCCAGAAGGAAGCGCUACAUUUCCCAAAAUGAUAUGAUCGCCAUCCUUGAAUACCAUAACCAAGUCAGAAGCAAAGUCUUUCCACCUGCAGCAAAUAUGGAGUACAUGGUCUGGGAUGACACCUUGGCAAAGUCCGCAGAAGCCUGGGCAGCCGCCUGCAUUUGGGAUCAUGGACCUCCUUACUUGAUGAGAUUUCUUGGUCAGAAUCUCUCAGUUAGGACAGGAAGAUACCAAUCUAUUUUACAACUGGUAAAACCAUGGUAUGAUGAAGUGAAGGACUAUGCAUUUCCUUACCCUCAAGACUGCAAUCCCAGAUGUCCCUUGAGAUGUUAUGGACCCAUGUGCACACAUUAUACACAGAUGGUUUGGGCAACAACUAACAGAAUUGGGUGUGCAAUCAAUACAUGUUACAAUAUGAACGUCUGGGGAGCUGUAUGGAGAAGAGCUGUGUACUUGGUCUGCAAUUAUUCUCCAAAGGGGAACUGGAUUGGAGAAGCCCCUUACAAAGUUGGCGUACCUUGCUCAGCCUGUCCUCCAAGUUAUGGAGGUUCCUGUACAGAUAAUCAGUGCUUCCCAGGAGUGACAUCAAAUUACUUAUACUGGUUUAAGUGAACUGCUGUGUUGCCUGAUGAUUCAAAACAAUUUCAGAUUGACGUGAUUUUUAAUGAUAUAAAUCACGAGAAAAGAUACAGACUAAACAUUUUUAAUAGCAUAAAGUAUCAGUAUCACUUCUAAUUACUUAGUGACCUCACCACUCCAGUACUAAGAUUAGGAAACUUUUGCAAUAUAUUAACACCUUUGAAUUCACGUUAGAAUUCAGUUAUUAUUUCAUAUGUAUUUUUACAAAAGGAAAGAUCUUUUAGAUACUAUUCCAAACAUAUGUAUGUUUUUUACAGCGUUUUACAAUUUCUCAACCCAAUUGUAUUCUAUUUGGUGUUUGUGAGUGUAUAUUAAUACCAUGGGCUAAAAGGAUUGAGCUUGCUGCUUGGAAUAGUUAUGAAAAUGUCCAAACUUUUCUUCAAUUUGUAUUAUUAUUAUCAUAUAUAUUGGAAGGUAACAUCAUUCAAAGAAGCAAAUUUAAAUCCUGGCCAACCUUUUUUUUUUUUUUUUUGAUGAUUAGGGCCAAGAUUUCCCAAUCUAUUUAAAUUCAGGUCUAAAGUUUUCUGACAUUUCCUUUGUCGGUUUCCCGUAGGGAUGCAGUUCACAGUCAUACAUAAUCUAGGAAGUUGAAAAAUUGUCUACAUGAACUAUUUGUGGUUCCAACCCACAAGAUGCAUGUCACUGAGGUUGGACCUUAUUUUCUUUUACAGCAUUGCAGUUCCAGUGGCAUAGGAACAAGGGUUGCAGGGACUGCAUCUAUAACCAGAUUUGUGUUUUGAAGGGCUAGCUAAAAAAAAUGGGAAACAGCUAUUAUCCCAUAGUGACCAAUCAAAUUUCUUGUUAAGUUUUCACAGACAUGAAACCUGAUUGGUCACUAUUGGAAAAAAUACAAUUUGUAUUCUCAGUUUUGUUUCUCAAUUUUAUUUAAGACAGACCCUAUAAUGGAGACUUCCAUCAGUCAUUAGAUGAAUACAAAGAGUUUCCAUCUUUGCUCAAUUUUUGCUUCAUGACUCGCUAAAUGAUUUUUAUGACAUCAUUGCACUAUGUUAAAUCUUCACGUAUUUAGCUUUUAAUGGCUAAGUAACUUUAAUCAUUAGCAAUUAUAUUUCUUAUUUAGGUAAUUGUGAGACUUUCUAAAGGUUGCUAAACAUGGUUCAAAGGCUUGGUUUAAAAUAUAUUCCACCUAGCACUGGAAAUUUGCAAUUGAGUGGAAUCAAAUUGGAUAUCUACUUACCUUCAGGGCCUACAAAAUGAAACUGCACUGUCCAAUUCCAUCCUUGUGCUGCAUUUAAUACUGUUGCUAUAGGUUCCAUCUAGAAAUCUGAGGUUGAGGAGGUCAUAACGUUUAAACUCAAGUGGGUAAAUAGCAGUCAUAGUAGACUAUGUUACUGCUGGGGGGGGGGGGGGGGGUCUAGAUGUGCAAGGAUUUUACAGCCUGGCUUCCUAAUAAUUUGUUUUACAUUUGGCAAAAAUUUACAUUUACAUUUUCGCAGAGAAAAGAAACAAAUGAGUUCCAAAUAGGAUACGAUUUUCCAUAGUAUAGCCAUUAUUUGAUUGCUGCACAUUAGACUUUUUGACUAACAGAAACCAUAGAUACACUAUUUUAAAAUUGCUUCAUAAUUGAAUAAUAAUUGAUUAUAGUCAUAGUUAUACGAAGUAUACCUGCUAUUACUCCUGCUACCAAUUUUGCCACACAAGAGAAAACACAAAAUACUUCUUAACUCACAAAAUGUGGUGGAAUCCACUCAGAAUCAGAUCAGAAUAUCCCUAUAUUAUACUUAGUUAAUAAUGGCUCUAGAUAAUUUAGGUAAGAACCGUCUCAUGCUUUUCAAAAUAUUAAUAUGUUUUUGCCAUAUUUUCCUUAUGAAAACAGAGCAUUCCAAA